AUGGGCUUCUACAGUUACUUGCAACUCGGAAUAAGGAGGAGAAUGCGUGAUCACCAAAGAGUUUUAGCACAUUCACUUGUAGGCACCCCAAAUUAUAUAGCACCUGAAGUUUUGGAACGUAGUGGGUACACGCAACUUUGUGAUUGGUGGAGUGUGGGUGUUAUACUCUAUGAAAUGUUGGUCGGUCAGCCACCAUUUUUAGCAAAUACGCCUGUUGAAACGCAGCAAAAGGUAAUAAAUUGGGAAAAAACAUUAAAUAUACCGCCGUUGCCAAUGUUAACACGAGAAGCAACAGAUUUAAUAAAACGUCUAUGCUCGUCUGCCGAUAAACGUUUAGGUAAAAAUGCGGACGAGGUAAAAGCGCAUGAUUUUUUCAAAGGCGUCGAUUUUGCGGAUAUGCGUAGACAAAUUGCACCAUAUAUUCCAAAGAUUGAACAUCCAACAGAUACAUCAAAUUUCGAUCCCAUUGAUGAGGAUAAAAUACGUUCGAAUGACUCAAAUCUAAGCGGUGAUGAUUUUAAUUUAGCAGAUAAACAGUUCCAUGGAUUUUUCGAAUUUACAUUUAGAAGAUUUUUUGAUGAUAGACUUAAUCCUGAUAUGAUGGAUGAUCAAUCCCCGGUUUAUGUAUAAGUAUAUUAAAAUAACAAAAUGAAACAAAAAACUACAGCAUAAUAGGUAGGGUGCAGAUGGUUUAGCGGAUUAUAAAUAGUUAUUUUUAUUUGAUUAAAAACGUAUAUGGUAUGCAUGUACAGAGGUAGAUACACAACAGUUUUGUGUACCGCAUGUACAAAUGGAAUAGGCGGUACCUGUACUCUUUUAAAAAGUGCACAUAGUUGCAACAUUUAUAGUCAAUUUAAAUAAUUCAAUACAUUUAAGUACUGUAACGUUUUUCCAUUUUGUACUCAUAAGUGAAUUAAUGAAAUUGUCGCAAAAAAAUUAAUAAAUAAAUAAAUAAUUCAAAAACUUUUUUUAACAAAA
This is a messenger RNA of Teleopsis dalmanni, 978 nucleotides long. RefSeq names its product serine/threonine-protein kinase Warts-like. NCBI's taxonomy places the organism in Eukaryota, Metazoa, Arthropoda, Insecta, Diptera, Diopsidae. Gene Ontology annotation, biological process: actomyosin structure organization; peptidyl-threonine phosphorylation. Gene Ontology annotation, molecular function: ATP binding; protein serine/threonine kinase activity. Gene Ontology annotation, cellular component: cytoplasm; cytoskeleton. The record is from RefSeq and is a predicted model, not a curated record. The transcript has 3 exons. The coding region runs from base 1 to 630 and encodes 209 amino acids.